This is a messenger RNA of Myotis daubentonii (Daubenton's bat), 6834 nucleotides long. It is a transcript of the gene SLC12A2, whose product is annotated as solute carrier family 12 member 2. Lineage: Eukaryota; Metazoa; Chordata; Mammalia; Chiroptera; Vespertilionidae. Gene Ontology annotation, biological process: ammonium transmembrane transport; sodium ion homeostasis; potassium ion homeostasis. Gene Ontology annotation, cellular component: apical plasma membrane. Gene Ontology annotation, molecular function: ammonium channel activity; sodium:potassium:chloride symporter activity. The record is from RefSeq and is a predicted model, not a curated record.
GCGAGAUCUUCCCGGCGACGGCGGUCAGGCGGCGCGCGGCCGCUCCCCGACCGCGUGGCUCGUGCUGCCUGAAGCGGGGCGCGGGCUGGGCGGACACGAUCCUCGCGCGGGUCGCUCUCGCGUGGGGCCACGCAGGACCCCAGGAGGGCCGGGCGCCCGGGGAGCGUCCGCGGGCGUCACUGCAGGACCGCGGUGGGCGGGCUGAGGGGUGGGGCGCUCGGGCCCCGCCUCCCGCGUGCUGCAGCGGCAGCCGCCACCGCCGCGGCCGUGCCGAGCCUUUAAACAGCGGGCCCGCCCCGCGCCGGCCGCACUCUCGCGCUGACUCGGCUGCCGGCGGGUCCGUGCCGGCCCGGGCUAGCGGCGGAGAGCCGACUCCUGCUUCUGGCGUUGCGACCGCGGCCACCGCCGGCCAGGGGCGCUGAGGGCGUGCAGCCCGCGAAGUCCGCCAGGCUCUCUGGUCCGCCGAGGGUCGGAGGCGAUGGAUCCGGGGCCUCCGGCGCCCUCCUCCGGCGUCCCCAGGCUGCCCGGGGUCGGAGAGACGCCGCGGGCCGCCUCCGGGGUGAACCUGCCCGGCGCGGCCGUGUCCUCUAUGCCGGAGGAUGCUGCGGCCGCGAGCCGGGGCGGCGGCGAGGGCGUCUCGGCGGCCGGGGACGGGCUGGGCAGACCGCUGGGGCCCACCCCGAGCCAGAGCCGCUUCCAGGUGGACCUGGUCUCCGAGAGCGCGGGGCGGGCUGCUGCUGCUGCUGCGGCGGCGGCGGCGGCGGCUGGUGCCGGGGCGGGGAGCAAGGAGACCUCCGUGGACGGGAAAGCCACCAGCGAGAGCGGGCCGGCGAAAGGCAGUGAGGAAGCCAAGGGCCGCUUCCGUGUGAACUUCGUGGACCCGGCUGCCUCCUCGGCCGAGGAGAGCCAGUCGGAUGCGGCGGGGGUCGGCGGCGACGGGCCCAACGUGAGUUUCCAGAACGGCGGGGACACGGUGCUGAGCGAGGGCAGCAGCCUGCACUCGGGCGGCGGCAGCAGCGGGCACCACCAGCACUACUACUAUGACACCCACACCAACACCUACUACCAGCGCACCUUCGGCCACAACACCAUGGACGCCGUGCCCAGGAUCGACCACUACCGGCACACUGUGGCCCAGCUGGGCGAGAAGUUGCUCCGUCCCAGCCUAGCGGAGCUGCACGACGAGCUGGAGAAGGAACCUUUUGAGGAUGGCUUUGCAAAUGGGGAAGAAAGUACUCCAACCAGAGAUGCUGUGGUUACAUAUGCUGCGGAAAGUAAAGGAGUUGUGAAGUUUGGCUGGAUCAAGGGUGUAUUAGUACGUUGCAUGUUAAACAUUUGGGGUGUGAUGCUCUUCAUUAGAUUGUCAUGGAUUGUAGGUCAAGCUGGAAUAGGUCUGUCGGUCCUUGUAAUAAUGAUGGCCACUGUUGUGACAACUAUCACAGGAUUGUCUACUUCAGCAAUAGCUACUAAUGGAUUUGUACGAGGAGGAGGAGCAUAUUAUUUAAUAUCUAGAAGUCUAGGGCCAGAAUUUGGUGGUGCAAUUGGCCUGAUAUUUGCUUUUGCCAAUGCUGUUGCAGUUGCUAUGUAUGUGGUUGGAUUUGCAGAAACUGUGGUGGAGUUGCUUAAGGAACAUUCUAUUCUUAUGAUAGAUGAAAUCAAUGAUAUCCGAAUUAUCGGAGCCAUUACUGUGGUGAUCCUUUUAGGUAUCUCAGUAGCUGGAAUGGAGUGGGAAGCAAAAGCUCAGAUUGUUCUUUUGGUGAUUCUCCUACUUGCUAUUGCUGAUUUCGUCAUAGGAACAUUUAUCCCAUUGGAGAGCAAGAAACCCAAAGGUUUCUUUGGUUAUAAAUCUGAAAUAUUUAAUGAGAACUUUGGACCAGAUUUUCGAGGGGAAGAGACCUUUUUUUCUGUCUUUGCCAUCUUUUUUCCUGCUGCAACUGGCAUUCUGGCUGGAGCAAAUAUCUCCGGUGAUCUUGCAGAUCCUCAGUCAGCCAUACCCAAAGGAACACUCUUAGCCAUUUUAAUCACUACGGUGGUUUACAUAGGAAUUGCAGUAUCUGUAGGUGCUUGUGUUGUUCGGGAUGCCACCGGGAACAUUAAUGAUACUAUUGUGACAGAGCUAACAAACUGUACUUCUGCAGCCUGCAAAUUAAACUUUGACUUUUCUUAUUGUGAAAGCAAUCCUUGUUCCUAUGGCCUAAUGAACAACUUCCAGGUAAUGAGCAUGGUGUCAGGAUUUGCUCCAUUGAUUUCUGCAGGUAUCUUUUCAGCCACUCUUUCAUCUGCAUUAGCAUCCCUUGUGAGUGCUCCCAAAAUAUUUCAGGCUCUAUGUAAGGACAACAUCUACCCAGCUUUCCAGAUGUUUGCUAAAGGUUAUGGGAAAAAUAACGAACCUCUUCGUGGUUACAUCUUAACAUUCUUAAUUGCACUUGGAUUCAUCUUAAUUGCUGAACUGAACGUUAUUGCUCCAAUUAUCUCUAACUUCUUCCUUGCAUCCUAUGCUCUGAUCAAUUUUUCAGUAUUCCAUGCAUCACUUGCAAAAUCUCCAGGAUGGCGUCCUGCAUUCAAAUACUACAAUAUGUGGAUAUCACUUAUUGGAGCAAUUCUUUGUUGCAUAGUAAUGUUUGUCAUUAAUUGGUGGGCUGCAUUGCUGACAUAUGUGAUAGUCCUUGGGCUAUAUAUUUAUGUUACCUAUAAAAAGCCAGAUGUGAACUGGGGAUCCUCCACACAAGCCCUGACUUACCUGAGUGCACUGCAGCAUUCCAUUCGACUUUCUGGAGUGGAAGACCAUGUGAAAAACUUUAGGCCACAGUGUCUUGUUAUGACAGGUGCUCCAAACUCACGCCCAGCUCUACUUCAUCUUGUCCAUGAUUUCACAAAAAAUGUUGGUUUGAUGAUCUGUGGUCAUGUACAUAUGGGGCCACGAAGACAAGCCAUGAAAGAGAUGUCCAUUGAUCAAGCUAAGUAUCAGCGAUGGCUUAUUAAAAACAAAAUGAAAGCCUUUUAUGCUCCAGUACAUGCAGAUGACUUGAGAGAAGGAGCACAGUAUUUGAUGCAGGCUGCUGGUCUUGGGCGUAUGAAACCAAACACACUUGUCCUUGGAUUUAAGAAAGAUUGGUUGCAAGCAGAUAUGAGGGAAGUGGAUAUGUAUAUAAACGUAUUCCAUGAUGCCUUUGACAUACAAUACGGAGUAGUGGUUAUUCGCCUAAAAGAGGGUCUGGAUAUAUCUCAUCUUCAAGGACAAGAAGAAUUAUUGUCAUCACAAGAGAAAUCUCCUGGUGUCAAGGAUGUGGUACUAAGCAUGGAGUAUAGUAAGAAAUCAGAUUUAGAUACUUCCAAACCAUCUGGUGAAAAAACCGUUACACAUAAAGAUGAGGAAGAGGAUGGCAAGACUCCAACUCAACCACUGUUGAAAAAAGAAUCCAAAGGCCCUGCUGUGCCUUUAAAUGUAGCUGACCAAAAGCUUCUUGAAGCUAGUACACAGUUUCAGAAAAAACAAGGAAAGAAUACUAUUGAUGUCUGGUGGCUUUUUGAUGAUGGAGGUUUGACCUUAUUGAUACCUUACCUUCUGACUACCAAGAAAAAGUGGAAAGAUUGUAAGAUCAGAGUAUUCAUUGGUGGAAAAAUAAACAGAAUAGACCAUGAUCGGAGAGCGAUGGCUACUUUGCUUAGCAAGUUUCGGAUAGACUUCUCUGAUAUAAUGGUCCUAGGAGAUAUUAAUACUAAACCAAAGAAAGAAAAUAUUAUAGCUUUUGAUGAAAUGAUUGAGCCAUACAGACUUCAUGAAGAUGAUAAAGAACAAGAUAUUGCAGAUAAAAUGAAAGAAGAUGAACCAUGGCGAAUAACAGAUAAUGAACUUGAACUUUAUAAGACCAAGACAUACCGGCAGAUUAGGUUAAAUGAAUUAUUAAAGGAACAUUCAAGCACAGCUAGUAUCAUUGUCAUGAGUCUCCCAGUUGCACGAAAAGGUGCUGUAUCCAGUGCUCUCUACAUGGCCUGGUUAGAAGCUUUGUCUGAGGACCUGCCACCAAUUCUCCUAGUUCGUGGGAAUCAUCAGAGUGUCCUUACAUUCUAUUCUUAAACUUUCUACACAGUGGACCGCCCUUCAGACAGUACUGCAUUGCCUAGUGAAGUAACUGAAAUCUUCAAUGACACGUUAACAUCACAAUGGCGAACUGUGACUUUUCUUUCACUAUUUCAUUAAUUUGAAAGCACACAGGGAAGUUGAUCCAUUGACAUGUAUAUGGAGACUUCAGUUUUAGUCAUUAAUGUAUCUCAAUUUUAAUGAUGAUUCCUUGUUGUUGGACUAAAGCUCAUGAAGUAAAGUUUUCCUUUGCUACUUAAAUAGCAAUAAAAGUAUGUUAUUUUCUGACUGAUGAAAGAAAUACAAAAAGCCUUUAGCCUUGAGGUGCCUUCUGAAAAUAACCAAAUUUCAUCCAUAUAUCCUCUUUUAUAAAUUUAUAGAAUGUCAAACUUUGCCUUCAACUAUUAGUUUUAUUUCUAGUCUCUUCUACCUUAAAAUGGACACUGCUUUUCUUCCAUUGACCAGUUAGUGUUGAGUACUGUACGUUGUCUAUUAUUUUUGUAAAGGUUUAUGUUAGACAUUAAAGGUGCGAGUUAGGGCAAGUUAAUUGGGGGGGGGGAAAAUGGGAACCAAAAAGUGACCCCAAGUUUAGAUUGUAUGAGUAUGUAUAAAUGUAGAUCUAGGGGGAAAAGGCCCAAUAAAUCUUUUUUUUUUUUAACUUCUAUGUGGUUCUUAUUUGUAUCUUCAUUCAAUAUUACUAAAAUGUUAGGGAAGGUUGGAGAUUUAUCUAGUACUUCUAUAUACCGCUGAAAAAUUACAUAGUCAUUCUUUAGACAAAUUAUAUAGUUAUUCUUUUGACAGAAAUUCUCAAAAUCAAUUGUAUUUAUUAAAAGAGAUUUGUCCUAAUUUAGAGUUUUCUUUAAAUCUGAGGGACUUUUAAGAAAUGCUAAAUAAUUUUUCUGGAGGAAAAUCAUUGCCAUUUCAUAGAAUAUUUCAAACACUACAUGGAAUUUCACUAUACCAUCCUUUACAAGUCAUUAAAAUAAUGUUUCAUCAAAUGGUUAAAUGGACCACUGGUUUCUUAGUGAAAUGUUUUUAGGCUUAAUUCAUUCAAAUGUCAAGUACACUUAGUCUUAAUUAAUAUACUCAGGUUUGAACAGAUUAUUCUGAACAUUUAAAUUUAAUCCAUUCUUAAUACUUUAAAACUUUUGUGUUAAGAAAAACUGCCAGAUUGUGCUUUUGAAAUGUCUGUUUUGACAUAGUCUACUAGUACAAAUAUGACAGUGCGUAUGUACUGUUAUUAAAAGCUUUAUAUACAAUUAUUAAUGUAAAGUUUUUCAGUUUUUAUUCAAGGAAGGAUUUCCUAAAAACAUUUCAAGGGAUCUAUAUCUACAUAUAUGUAUGUGUGUGUGCAUAUGUAUAUACAUACACAGAUGCAUAUGUAUAUAUAAUGACAUUUACGUUGCUUUUUUUUGCAUUUUAAAUGAUCAAGAAUCAUUAGAUUAAAAUGGUUUUUGUUUGAGUAAACGUAAGUUCAAAAUUAGAUUGAAAGAGACAGGUUUCCUGGAGAACAAAGGUGGUUAUUUGAAGGGCAUGUAAUUCACACAGUUAUCAUUCAGAUAGAAAAUGGGGAACAUUUCAUCUAAAGUACUGUUUGUGGGUUCAUUGGUAUAAGUUUCAAUGGUGAAGAAUUUAUGCAGGUUUUAAUAAAUCUUGAUAGAAAUUAUAAAAUUAUUGUUGUCAACAGUGCAGUAUUUUUGCUGCAUAAGUAUGAACUAAGUUAACAUAAAAAUGAAGAUCUGAUAAUAAUUUUGAAUUCAGAAUGUUAAGAAAAUGAAAUAAUUGUUGUUUUCCAAAAUAUUUUUUCCUCUGUUAUAACGCACAACAUUGUUGCUUUUAUGGCAGGUUUUAUAGUGUUUGGGGGUAAGAAUGGUAGAAAUGUUUGAUUAGUCAAUAAACUAUUUAUGUCUGAAUUUUUAAAAUGGAUAAUAGGGCAUGAACUAAGUGCUGCUAUCUUGAAAUGUGCACAGGUACACUUACUUUUUUUUUUUUUUCAAGUUUUUCCCAUUCAGGAAAACAUCAUUGUGAUUUGUACUGCAGGAACCAAACGUCAUGCAUCAUACAUUGUGUAUAAAGUACAUAAAAUAUAUCUAAAUAUGCAUAAUGGGGGGAGGGUAAUAUUGUCUGUGAAAUAAUGUAAGAAGCUUUUCACUUUUUAAAAAUGUGCAUUACUUUUACUUAACACUAGACACCAGGUCAGAAUUUUUAAGGUUAAUAUAGUGCGCUAAUAAAAUUCAAUAAUUAAUUCUUAGAGAUGCUAGCUAGUGUCAAAGCUAUUCUAGUCUUUUAUUUAUACUGAAUUUGAUUAUUUUAAUGCCAUUUUUUUUUUUUUUUUUUAGUUCUAAUCAUUCGUGGUAACUUGGAAAUAAAUAAUUAUGCAAUGGCAUUUGAGCAUUCAUUAUUCCUAGAGGUAAAAAUUCAAUGGGUUUAGAGAGAAUGGUGGUGUUACGCUGAUUAUUAAUGGUUAAUUAAAUCAGAUAUUUAUUUGUUACAUUACUUCAUUUGUAUUUUAGGUUUUCUUUUACAUUCUUUUUAUAUACUUUCUGAUAUUACAUAUUUUUAAAGACUAUGGAAAUAAUUUAAAGAUUUGCGCUCUGGUGGAUGUUUACUAAGUUUGAAAAUGUAAUAUUUUGAUAAUAUUGUAUGAUAACUGUCACACAUGCUUUUCUAAUGUUUUAACAUUGAGUAUUGCAGUUGCUGCUUUGUACAGAGGUUACUGCAAUAAAGGAAGUGGAUUCAUUAAAACUAUAUAA